Messenger RNA from Oryza brachyantha (malo sina), 3100 nucleotides. RefSeq names its product callose synthase 5-like. The transcript has a single exon. Gene Ontology annotation, cellular component: plasma membrane; 1,3-beta-D-glucan synthase complex. NCBI's taxonomy places the organism in Eukaryota, Viridiplantae, Streptophyta, Magnoliopsida, Poales, Poaceae. Gene Ontology annotation, biological process: (1->3)-beta-D-glucan biosynthetic process. Gene Ontology annotation, molecular function: 1,3-beta-D-glucan synthase activity. Bases 368 to 1039 code for a protein of 223 amino acids. The record is from RefSeq and is a predicted model, not a curated record.
CAUUCUCGAAAGAAGUGAUUCUUCAUGUAUUUCUGGCUGUUACCCAUUUAUGCUCUUGAAGGCAUGGAGUUGAAUAUUGUUUUCAGGUUUCAACUCAACGCUAAGACGUGGAAACGUCACCCAUCAUGAGUACAUCCAAGUGGGAAAGUCGGUCUUAAUCAAAUUUAUCUCUUUGAGGAUAUUGGCUAUAUAAUUUGAAGAAGGAAAAGCUCAUAAUCAGCAGAGAUAUCUACAGGCUUGGUCAUCGCUUUGACUUCUUCCGAAUGCUUUCGUGCUAUUUUACAACUGUUGGGUUUUAUAUUAGCUCAAUGGUAACGUAUAUAGGGCAGUAGCAUGCAUUAUAUUUGUUACUGUACAGUUGGCCGUCAUGCAUAUUUUAUCAUGUUCUUGUCUUAAUGUUGUGCAGAUGGUUGUCAUAAUAGUGUAUGUUUUCUUGUACGGAAGACUUUACUUAGCAUUAAGUGGACUUGAGUUUGCAAUUAUGAAGCAAGCACGGAUGAGAGGGAAUCGUGCACUUCAAGCGGCUAUGGGAUCUCAGUCUAUUGUGCAGCUAGGUCUUUUGAUGGCCUUGCCAAUGUUUAUGGGGAUUGGACUAGAAAGAGGUUUCAGAAGCGCCCUGGGGGAUUUCAUAAUCAUGCAGCUUCAGCUCUGUUCAGUGUUCUUCACUUUCUACCUUGGGACCAAGUCACAUUAUUUUGGCCGCACAAUUCUCCAUGGUGGUGCAAAAUAUAGAGCAACUGGCAGAGGUUUUGUUGUUCGCCAUGUAAGGUUUGCUGAGAAUUACAGAAUGUACUCCAGAAGCCAUUUUGUGAAAGGACUUGAGCUGAUGUUACUGCUAGUAGUCUAUCAGUUGUAUGGUGAUGUUGCUACGGAUUCGACUGCCUAUAUACUUCUGGCAUCAUCAAUGUGGUUCUUGGUUAUCACUUGGCUAUUCGCUCCAUUCCUCUUCAAUCCAUCAGGAUUUGAGUGGCAGAAAAUAGUAGAUGACUGGGAUGACUGGACCAAGUGGAUUAGCAGUCGAGGUGGCAUCGGGAAGUAAGAUGCCAACCCCUUGCUUUUAGUUGACGUUAGUCAACAAUAGAAUACCUUUUACCGUUCAUCAAGUGAACGUAGCCCUUUCGUAGUCUAUGCCCCUUUAUUCUUAAGUGGGGGAAUCCUCUUAAAGCCGGUGAUCGAGUGAGGGAUUGAAUUUCCAUGCAGGAGUAUUGGGUUUCUUGGCGUUGGAUGAAGUUUCAGCCACCUGUGAGGAAGAGGGUUCAGCUUUUCCACUCCAACCAUUUUUCAAGGUUGUCAUUUCUUCCUUUGAAAAGAAGUAUUGGGCGUCUUUAUGGCUUAUCUCGUGUAUUCCAAAGGGUCUCAGACCCCUAGCUAUUCUUCUUUGUUUACCAUUCUUUACAUAUUUGAAGCACGGGAGAAGGAAAAAGCUGCGUACCAUUAAAUAAUUCCCCUUUUUCGAUCCUCAUAUUGAAGCAAUAGCAGCGCAUGCUCAUACUCAGCCCUUUCGAGCUGAGCUUUGCUCGUGGGGAUUCCUUCCCACAACAUGAGACUUUCUUUGCCGUUGGUUUUUCUAUUUUCUAACGAAAGGCAGAGUUAUGAGCACCCUCAACGGAACACAAACUAGAUUUAUCAAAACAAAACUUUGGAACUCGACGAAUUUGGUUACUUUUUUCCAGAAAGACAGAUAAACACAUCGUUUAAGACUUUCAAAGUAGACGAGAUUCUCCGCAUCAGUUGAAUGGCUAAGACGCAACGGAAUCGCUACGCUACGUUUCUUUCUAUAUGAUAAUAUGCACCGAGGGGAGGAGAUGCCUUAAAAUUGGUUUCUUCUUUUCGAGAGUUCACAUGCCAAUGUUGAGAUGCUAAAAGAGUUACAGGUUUUGAAUCAAGCAACAGGAGAAGUCAAUCCAUAACAGUUGAUCGUAUUUGCUCCCUUCCGGAUAUGCGAUGCCUUGGGAAUGCCAGAGUUGACAGGUGCAACAGUCCGACCUCAGGGAGGAGAAAAAACCAUUCCAGCACGAAGAUAGGCUACACUCAAAAAGCGUAGGCCCUAGGUGAAAAACAUGGUACGAAAACGGUUACAUUAGUGGAGUCAGAUCCCGAUCAGAGCGGUCUCAUCGAAAUAAACAUAUCCAAGAAGGCAGGCACACGACUGGAUAUAAAAAGUGGGGCUCGAAGCUGCCAUCUCCAACUAGUUGGUUGAAUUCUUUAAUCGACAGGUGAGGCGGAAAGUAGGUAAUCGCAUUCCGAAGCAAGGAGUUAGGAUCGACAAAGCACCAUUUCCUCCGCUAUGUCUCGCUCUUCUAUCAAGUGAAGAGCUCGCUGUAGCUGAACUGGAAGGCUACCAAAGGGCGCUAACCCUGUCUUUCCCAAAAAGUCUCGUCUUGUUUACUUUCCCUAGGGAGGACAAAGAUUAACCAAUAGUAGUCCCGAGGAUUGUAUGAGCAAGGUCCGAACUGUUUCUAUUAGUAGCAACAUGAGGAGCCCCGAAGGGAGAAUAAGAAAGAUUAACCGACGCCGCGUUUUCAGAAGAAGCAAUUGGAUAAGAAUCAUACGCUGUGAAUGAGCAGACGAAUCGACCGAGGGCUUACACACAAGAACAGAACCUAACUCUACUUCUUUUUCCUCCUCUCCUCUUUACUGCCCCCGCUAUCCUAUCAACAGGUCAGUCAAUAUCUGUAGUGGAGAAAGAAGAGUAGCCCCCCAGGUCAUCAAUUAGUAAUAGAAUAAUCCCAGUAGUAGUCCUCUUGCCUAGCGGAGUCAGCCCUUAAUGGGCAGACCAAAGAUUGGACAUCGUUGUCUAAGCGUGCUUGCUUUGCGCACCGGCACAGCUGAAUGAGAAUCCGCUGGCUCAGAUUGAGUGGCUCACUUCCUUGAGAAGGGCUUUCUAUAACUAAUAAAUUAGAAUUGUUGACCCAUAUGAUCUCAGGCUCAUAAAGAGGAUGAAGCUGAUAAUUUCAUUCACACUUUGAGAUUGAGCUCGUCUAUUGAGAAAGCUCUUUCUUGAUCGAAGUAAAGAAUCAUUGUAGUUCCUCUUUAGGCGAGCAACUUCGUUCCUAUUCCCCGAUUCUGAAUAGGAUCAGGUUGUAAUGAACCAAAAAUA